UAGUGGAUAGCUGGCUAAAUGGAAGACUCAACUCCACUGGGUCGACUUCGACUCACUCACUCACACACAUUUGUUGCUUUCUCUCUCCUCUUUCUACAUUCGCUUCGCUCGGUGAGAAAAACGGUUUGAGCCAGCGAAGCCGUGGCAGCAAAAAAGACGAGAUCUGCAGCGACGCGGCUCUAACAACUUAAACCCUCUCUCUCGGCUCAGAUCCACUACACGCCGAUCUCUUCUCUCAGCUAAAAUUUAAUCUCUCUCCAUUUUCCCUCCUUCUUGAUCACAGUCAGAAUUCUCCGCCAAAAUUGAAUUUCUGAAUAAUUCUUCCUCGUGAACUCUCCCUCUCCCCUUUCUGAUAAUAAUAAUAGGUGAUGAUUACAUGGACUGGGGUGUUAAUAAUAAUCACAACAACAAUCACUACAGAACGUACAAAGACGAUAAUAAUAAUAAUAAUAAAUCCAUGACGGAUUUGACACUCAUUUCAAACAUGGAUCCUGUAAAUAUUGGCCUUGGUUGUUCAGAAAAGCCAAUUCCUGUCACUUCAGUCAAACCAAGAAAGAAAACAAUGACUUCAGUUUAUUUGAAGUUCUUUGAGACUGCUACUGAUGGAAAAACAAGGAGAUGCAAGUUUUGUGGACAAACUUAUUCCAUUGCAACCGCCACAGGCAAUUUGGGGAGGCAUCUUGCUAAUCGCCAUCCAGGAUAUGAUAAGUCGGUGGAAGCUGUCAGCAAUUCAGCAACUCGGCCGACUACUGUUGUCAAGAAGUCUCAGCCUCAAGAGAAAGCAAACGAGAUGGAUUAUGAUCAUCUAAAUUGGUUACUCGUUAGGUGGCUUGUUUUAGCUUCUCUCCCACCUUCAACUCUAGAAGAGAAGUGGCUUGUGAAUUCUUACAAGUUUUUGAAUCCAUCUAUACAAAUUUGGCCUCAUGACAAGUACAGAACUGUACUUGAUGAAGUUUUCAGAAGUAUGAGGGAAGAUGUAAGAGCAUUGUUAGAACAGGUUUCUUUUAAGUUAUCCAUCACACUUGAUUUCUGGACUUCUUUUGAACAGAUCUUCUAUAUGAGUGUAACGUGUCAGUGGAUUGACAAAAACUGGAGCUUCCAGAAGUUGCUUCUUGAUAUCUGUCGCAUACCCUAUCCAUGUGGGGGUGCAGAAAUCUAUCGUUGCCUCGUGAAAGUUCUUAAAUUUUACAAUAUUGAGAACAGAGUCCUGUCAUGUACCCAUGAUAAUAGUUCAGGUGCAAUGCAUGCCUGCCAUACUUUGAAAGAGGACUUGGAUGGUCAGAAAAUAGGACCAUUCUGUUAUAUUCCCUGCGCUGCUCGUACUUUGAACUUGAUAAUAGAUGAUGGAUUGAGAUCUGUAAAACAAGUAAUUUCGAAGAUCCGAGAGUUUGUAAUAGAGUUAAAUGCCUCAUCAGUAAUUUCUCAGGAUUUUAUUCAAAUAUCAACAGCUUAUCAAGAAGGUACUUGGAAAUUUCCUCUCGAUGUUUCAGCUAGGUGGAGUGGAAACUACCAAAUGCUUGAUGUUGUUCGCAAGGCUGGUAAGUCAGUGGAUGCGGUUAUUCGUAAAUAUGAGGAGACACUAGGCAGUAGGAUACUGUUGGGACCAUCGGACAAAAGUGUGGUUAACAUCAUGCAUCAAUAUCUUGAACCAUUCUACAAGACCACGAACGACAUCUGCACCAGCAAGGUUCCAACCGUUGGACUUGUCCUUUUCUUUAUGGAUCACAUCUCAGAAACAAUUGCUACAUGCAGAGAAUCACGUCCCAGCCCAGAAUGGCUAAAAAGUGCUGCAGAAGAAAUGGCUAAAAAGGCUAGAAACUAUAUCAAUCAAGUUUGCAACAUAUUUACAUAUAUGACAGCUAUUCUAGAUCCUCGAAUAAAGGGAGAGCUGAUUCCCGAUAGUUUAAACUCACAAAGUUUUCUGGAAGAAGCAAGGACGCAUUUCAUAAGAAAUUAUUCUGUUAACCAUUUAUCCCUCAUGAGUUCUGGUUACAAUGCACAAGAAAUAGAAGAUGGUGGCAAUGUUUCUUUUGCUGAGGAAAUAGCUCGCAAAAAGCGUAGGACGAACAUGACCUCUGCCACUGAUGAGCUUACACAAUACUUGUCAGAGGCUCCAGCUCCUAUAGCAACAGAUGUUCUAGAGUGGUGGAAGAUCAACAGUGCACGCUACCCUAGACUGUCUGUGAUGGCUAGAGAUUUCCUUGCUGUGCAAGCAACUUCAGUAGUGCCUGAAGAACUUUUCUGUGGCAAGGGUGAUGAAAUAGACAAGCAACGAUUCUGUAUGCAGCACGAUAGCACACAAGCUAUUCUUUGUAUCAAGUCAUGGAUUCAGGUUGGAAUCAAGUUCAAGUUUAAAUCGACUGAGAUAGAUUAUGAGAGGUUGAUGGAACUAGCAGCUGCAACAGAUAAUAGCCCUGCGAUUUCUGAGAAGAAGCAAAAAUUAUAAUAGAAAAUGGCAGCAUUGACAGUUCGUAAUUAACAUGCAACAUUACUGUCACUGUUAGUUAUAUAUAUCUUGACUUUGGCUCAUUUUCACUCAUCGUCAAAGUAGAUUAAGUUAACUGUUUUUAUUUUUAAAAAAAACUUAUUGAAGUACUAUAUUAAUAUGGUAUAAUGUAUCGUAUUAAUAUAAUGUAUUAUGUUGUACAGCUCUGAAUUCUGAAAAUUACUAACCCAGAGAGAUAUGAAAUAUGCUCCUUGAUGAUGGAACUCUCCGUCUCUUUGUGCCUGCAUGAUUUAACAAUAAAAAAACAUUUUUGUUUUA
Cicer arietinum (chickpea) is the source of this 2764-nucleotide messenger RNA. Its product is annotated as putative AC transposase. Gene Ontology annotation, molecular function: DNA binding; protein dimerization activity. The record is from RefSeq and is a predicted model, not a curated record. NCBI's taxonomy places the organism in Eukaryota, Viridiplantae, Streptophyta, Magnoliopsida, Fabales, Fabaceae.